AUGGAGUGCUUUUCGAGACAAUUAAAGGCCUUGGAAGGAAAAUUUCACUUCAGGUUUCGUCCAAAAUGUGAAAACCUGAGAAUUAAUCACCUGAUCUUCGCUGAUGAUCUGAUGUUAUUCUCAAGGGGUGACUUGACAUCAGUGAAAUAUAUGAUGGCUUGUUUGGAGAAAUUUGCUAAAUACUUGGGGCUUGAAGCUAACAGUUUGAAAUCAAACAUGUAUCAUGCUGGUAUUAAAGAGCAGGAAUUGGAAAGGAUUAUGGAUAUCACUGGAAUUGGCUUGGGUGAAUUUCCCUUUAGGUACUUUGGUAUUCCUCUAUUGGUAGCAAGAUUGAAUGUUAUACACUACGAGCCACUGGUUAACAGAAUUUCAAAUAAGUUCAUAGAAUGCCCUGGGAAGACACUCUCAUAUGCAAGCAGACUAGAGAGGGUUUCUGUGGGGAGGAAGAAAGAAGCCACUAGUCGCUUGGCAGGAGGUCUGUGUUCCAAAAGCAGAAGAAGGAUUGGAAAUUCUAGACUUGAGCACAUGGAAUAUGGCGUUGAGGACAAAGACUCUUUGGAAUAUACAUUCGAAGAAGGACACACUCUGGUCACAAUGGGUACACCAGAUUUAUUUAAACAACUCCUCCAUCUAGGAAUUAGAAGUGAGGAAGGAGGAUUCAAAUCUGAUUAA
This is a messenger RNA of Malania oleifera, 672 nucleotides long. RefSeq lists its product as uncharacterized. The transcript is spliced from 2 exons. The coding region runs from base 1 to 672 and encodes 223 amino acids. The record is from RefSeq and is a predicted model, not a curated record. Lineage: Eukaryota; Viridiplantae; Streptophyta; Magnoliopsida; Santalales; Ximeniaceae.